AUGAAGUGGCUGCUGCUGCUCAUCUUGGUGGCCCUCUCUGAGUGCCUCAUCUACAAGGUCCCCCUGGUAAGGAAGAAGUCCCUGAGGCAGAACCUGAAGGAGCAUGGCCUGCUGGAGGACUUCCUGAAGACACACAGACUGAACCCGGCCUGCAAGUACUUCUCCGAACUGGCAGACAGCACACUGGCCACCCAGCCACUAGUCAACUACAUGGAUCUGGAGUACUUUGGCACCAUCGGCAUCGGGACCCCUGCUCAGGAGUUCACUGUCAUCUUUGACACCGGCUCCUCCAACUUGUGGGUGCCCUCUGUCUACUGCUCCAGCCCUGCCUGCUCCAACCACCACCGCUUCAACCCCCAGCAGUCCUCCACCUUCCAGGCCACCAGCCAGGAGCUGUCUGUCGCCUAUGGCACCGGGAGCAUGACCGGCAUCCUGGGCUAUGACACCGUGCAGGUGGCCGGCAUCGCUGACACCAACCAGAUCUUCGGGCUGAGCGAGACAGAGCCCGGCUCCUUCCUCUACUACGCCCCCUUCGACGGCAUCCUGGGCCUGGCCUACCCCAACAUCGCCGCUUCUGGGGCCACCCCUGUCUUUGACAACAUGUGGAACCAGGGCCUGGUGUCUCAGGACCUGUUCUCCGUCUACCUGAGCGGCAAUGACCAGAGUGGCAGCGUGGUGAUGUUUGGAGGCAUCGACUCCUCCUACUUCACCGGGAGCCUGAACUGGGUGCCCGUCACUGCCCAGGGCUACUGGCAGAUCACCGUGGACAGCAUCACCAUGAAUGGGCAGCCCAUUGCCUGCAGCAGUGGCUGCCAGGCCAUCGUGGACACUGGCACCUCCCUGCUGUCCGGCCCCACCAACGCCAUCGCCAACAUCCAGAGUGCCAUUGGAGCCAGCCAGGACACCUACGGCCAGAUGGUGGUGAGCUGCUCGGCCCUCAGCAGCCUGCCUGACAUCGUCUUCACCAUCAAUGGCAUCCAGUACCCUCUGCCCCCCAGCGCCUACAUCCUGCAGACUCAGCAGGGCUGCUCCAGCGGCUUCCAGGGCAUGAACCUGCCCACCCAGUCUGGGGAGCUCUGGAUCCUGGGUGACGUCUUCAUCCGCCAGUACUUUGCUGUCUUCGACAGGGCCAACAACCAGGUGGGCCUGGCCCCUGUGGCCUAAGCCCCCACCUGCCACCUUGCCCAUGCCCUCCCAGCUUGCCUGGGUCCCCCUCUGUCACCGUGA
This is a messenger RNA of Erinaceus europaeus (western European hedgehog), 1227 nucleotides long. Its product is annotated as pepsin A-like. Gene Ontology annotation, biological process: proteolysis. The coding region runs from base 1 to 1164 and encodes 387 amino acids. The transcript is spliced from 9 exons. The record is from RefSeq and is a predicted model, not a curated record. Gene Ontology annotation, molecular function: aspartic-type endopeptidase activity. Lineage: Eukaryota; Metazoa; Chordata; Mammalia; Eulipotyphla; Erinaceidae.